ACAAGCAGUAUCUUUUCUCUCAAUACCAAAGGUGUGUUCAAGGCUAGAGGUCAAUCCAUGAGUAUACCAAUGGGUUUAUGAGGUUGGCAGCUCAUAAUGAUCUUAGUGAGAUUAAGAGUCAGCAAGUGGCAAGGUAUCUUGAUAGAUUAAGACCAGCAUUACGAGAGAAAAUUGGGAUCCAAAUGAUUCAUGAUGUUUCAGAGGCAAAGAACGUAGCUCUUAAGGCUAAGAGGGUGGAGCAAGAAAAAAGAGUAAAAGCUAAUGAUAAAUAUCGUCAGAAUUAUGAUGGGGCUAGCCCAGGGGUUGAGAAGGCUCAAGUUAGCUUGGACCAAAACAAGGCAGCAAUUAAACUACCAAUAGGGAAGAGUACAAGAAAAAGAGCAAUAGUUGAGCCUGUGGCACCUAAGACACAAAACACAAAUCCAUAUGCUAGGCCAAUCCUAGGAAAGUGUUACAAGUGCAAUCAAAAAUUAAAGCCUAAAGCUGCUCCAAUGGAAGAAGGGAAGGCCUUCUUAACAAUGGCCUAUUCAGGAAAGAGGUUCCUAGAAGAAUGUAAGGAGACUAAGGAAAUUCAUAUGCUGUUAGUGAAGAAGUUGCCAAGUGAUGAGAAGGAUAUUCAACAUCACAUUGACUUAAUUCCUGAAGCAAGCUUGCCGAACUUGCUUCAUUAUCGAAUGAGUCCAAAAGAGAAUGAGAUUUUAAGGGAGAAGGUGGAGGAACUACUUGAAAAGGGACUGAUUCGAGAGAGUAUGAGUCCAUGUGUUGUUCCAACCUUACUUACGCCAAAGAAGGAUGGGAGUUGGCGAAUGUGUGUGGAUAGUAGGGCAAUCAACAAGAUAACAGUUGGAUACAAAUUCCCUAUUCCAAGGUUAGAUGAUAUGUUGGAUCAAUACAUGGAGCUACUGUGUUCUCCAAACUUGAUCUCUGAAGUGGCUACCACCAAAUUCGGAUUAGACCAGGAAAAGAAUGGAAAACUGCAUUUAAGACAUGAGAUGGCUUGUAUGACUGGUUGUUUGGAAAGGAUCCAUGUCGAUGAGGAGAAAAUUCGAGCAAUUCAAGAUUGGCCUACACCGAAAACAGUCGAGGAGGGAGAAGAGGAAGAAGCAAGUUUUGCUUUAAUUAAACAAAAGUUAUGUAUUGCACCUAUUCUAGCUUUGCCUAGCUUUGACAAAUUAUUUGAGGUGGAGUGUGAUGCAUGUGGGGUGGGAAUUGUAGCAGUACUUUUUCAAGAAAAGAAACAUGUUGCUUACUUUAGUGAGAAGCUUAGCGAUGCUCGGAAGAAGUGGACAACUUAUGAUAAGGAAUUCUAUGCGAUGGUGAGGGCUUUGAAGACUUGGGAACACUACCUUUUUGGUAAGGAAUUUGUUUUGUAUUUUGACCAUCAAGCAUUGAAGUAUUUGAGUAGUCAAAAGAAGAUUACUAGUGAUUUGCAUGCUCGAUGGUCUGCAUUCUUACAGAAGUUUCCAUUCAAAUUAGUGCACAAAUCUAGGUCUGCAAAUAAAGUUGCUUAUGCUUUAAGUAGGCAUGCAGCUUUGCUUACCCUCUUCAAAGGAGAAAUUGUGGGAUUUGAGGAGUUGAAAGAUUUGUAUAGUGAGGAUCCAUAUUUCCAUGAAGUGUGGAUGAAAUUGCAAAAACAUGAUGGGCAAGCAGAGUCACUGAAUCGUACUCUCAGUAACAUGAUUAGAAGUAUUUGUGGGGAUAGACCCAAACAAUGGGAUUUUGCUUUAGCUCAAGCAAAGUCUGCUUAUAACAGUGCAGUACAUAGUACCACUUGGAUCCAGGAAGAAAUAAGGCAGAAGUUUGAAGCAACCAAUGUUAAAUAUAAGAAGGUAGCGGACAAGCAUAGGAAAGAAAGUUUCUUUGAAGAGGGUGAGUUGGUGAUGGUAUUUCUUUGCAAAGAAAGGUUUCCAAUGGGGACUUAUAACAAACUAAAACCCAAGAAGUAUGGCCCAUACAAAAUCCUUAAGAAGAUUAACAACAAUGCUUAUGUGGUUGACCUUCCAGAGUCCAUGGGUAUUUCCCACACUUUCAAUGUGGCUGACAUCUUUCCAUAUUUUGCUUCAACAGAAACGAUGUACCCAAAGCUUAUAGAUAACUCGAGGUCAAGUUUUUCACAAGUGGGGGAGACUAAUAUAGACCUUGGUUCAGGGACAUGUCCUAAAUCGUUGGGACAAGUUGUAGGCAAGAAUUAGGGCGGCCUGAUUUUAUAGUUUCCAAAUUGACUUUGGCUUUAUCUUAUUUCCUUUUUCACUAGGUUUUUGUUAUGUGACUAUUUAACUCCUGUAAGGCCUACUGCCAGGACUAUUAUUCAACCUUUUAUUAUCAAAUUAUUGAAGGAAUUUUCCUGUUUGCUCAGUUUGGAUUCAUUCUUGAGUUUAACGAGAUUUAGACUAACCUACCUCUAUUCACGUUAUGUCAAAAAGUUUAAAUGCUAUUUUAAGAUAAAUUUAGAGAUUGAAG
Rubroshorea leprosula is the source of this 2460-nucleotide messenger RNA. The record is from the annotation of a GenBank genome assembly. Lineage: Eukaryota; Viridiplantae; Streptophyta; Magnoliopsida; Malvales; Dipterocarpaceae.